UUGAUCCCAACCAAACGCACCGUUUAAUGCCAAUGAACCAGUUGACGAACCAUGGUUUGAAACAAAAGCGCCAAUUGACUUUGAUGAGCGCCCCAACUCGGGCUUUUACCGCCGCCGCUGCAGCCACUCGAUCCGUCGCCAAAACUAAGCAAUUCCAUGGCCGCCUCAUCACAUCAGGCUCAGUCUCGCCGCAAGUCCGCUCAAAUCUUGCAAAGUCUUACGCUUUAUGCAGUCACGUUCCGUACGCGCGCAAACUGUUCGACGAAUUGCCUGACCGGAGCUCAUUUUUGUACACUUCGCUGAUGCGGAUGUAUGUAUGCAAUGGAUUACCCUAUGAGGCACUAGACGUGUUUGCGCAGAUGGUGGCCUUAGGGAAGUGUUGCCCGGAUAGAUUUACUUAUCCGGUUGUGAUUAAGGCUUGUGGUGAGUUGUCCUUGAUUGAUGUUGGUGUUGUCAUUCACGGAAGAACGGUAGUUUGUGGGUUCGAUUUGGAUGGAUUUGUUCAGAACUCUUUGGUGGCAAUGUAUAUGAGUUGCGGGGAGAAGGAAUCGGCAAAAAGGGUUUUUGAUGCAAUGCGAGAACGAAGUGUAGUGUCUUGGAAUACCAUGAUCAGUGGGUACUUUCGGAAUGGGUGUGCCAAGGAAGCUUUGGGUAUUUUUGAUUGGAUGAUGAAUGUAGGUGUGGAGCUGGAUUGCGCCACUGUGGUUUCUGUGUUGCCGGCUAUUGGUUCCUUGAAGGAGAUAGUGUUGGGAAGACGAGUUCAUGCCUUUGUCGAAGAGAAGGGUUUGGGGAAAAUGAUAAAGCUGAGAAAUGCAUUGGUGGAUAUGUAUGUGAAGUGUGGUAGCAUGAAUGAGGCACGAUUAGUUUUCCAUAGCAUGGGUGAGAGAGACGUGGUGACUUGGACGAGUAUGAUCAAUGGAUACAUUUUGAAUGGUGAUGCAAGAAGUGCAUUGGCACUUUGUUGGCUGAUGCAGCGGGAAGGUGUAAAACCCAAUUUCGUAACUAUAGCUUCUCUUCUUUCAGCCUGUGGGAGCUUGCAUCUAUCAAAGCAUGGACGGUGCUUGCAUGCAUGGGCUAUUAGGCAAAAGCUCGAAUCUGAUGUUAUGGUGGAGACCGCUUUAAUUGACAUGUACUCAAAAUGCAAUUGUGUUCAUCGCAGCAUUCAAGUGUUUGCAAAGACUUCAAAAAAGAGAACAGUUCCCUGGAAUGCAAUUAUCUCCGGCUGCAUUCAUAAUCGGCUUGGUAGAGCGGCGAUUGAACAUUUCAAACAGAUGCUCAUGGAAGCAGUACAACCCAACGAAGCAACCUUGAACAGUCUGCUUCCUGCAUAUACCAUUCUUGUUGAUUUGCAUCAAGCAAUGAAUAUACAUGGUUAUGUAGUACAAUCUGGGUUUCUUUCAAGUAUUGAAGUUGCUACUGGUUUGAUUGAUUCAUAUUCGAAGUGUGGAAGUUUAGCGUAUGCUCACCAAAUUUUUAAUGAAAUCCCAGAAAAAGAGAGAGAUAUUAUCCUGUGGAGUGUGAUAAUAGCUGGUUAUGGAAUGCACGGCCAUGGCGAGGUUGCCGUUUCACUUUUCUAUCAUAUGGUUCGGUCUGGGGUGAGACCAAACGAUGUCACUUUUACCUCUGUUUUGCAUGCUUGCAGCCAUGCCGGUUUGGUGGACGAGGGCUUAGGAUUGUUCAGAUUCAUGCUUGAAGACCCAAACGUGAGUCCUCAAACUGAUCACUACACGUGCAUUGUGGAUCUUCUUGGUCGCGCUGGUCGGUUGGCAGAAGCUUAUGAUCUAAUUAGAUCAAUGCCCUUUCAGCCUAAUCAUGCCAUUUGGGGUGCACUACUCGGUGCCUGUGUGAUACAUGAGAAUGUUGAGCUGGGAGAGUUGGCUGUUAAGUGGCUUUUUGAGCUCGAGCCAGAAAAUACAGGAAAUUAUGUGUUGAUGGCCAAAAUCUAUGCUGCAGUGGGAAGGUGGAAAGAUGCAGAAAAUAUGAGACAUAUGAUGAAUGAAAUCGGGUUAAGAAAAACACCAGCUCACAGUCUGGUUGAGGUCAGAAAUAUGUGAAACAACUAGAGCAUCUCUUGAAAACAGAAAUGGUGAGGACCAAAUGAAUAGGGAGACACUGUUACCGCUGUGGGGAAUGUUCGGGGCCCGAAUGAUCGGAUCGAGAUGGUGAGGACCCUGUUUGGGGGGGAGUACGUUGUCCAUGGCGUUGAGCAUGAAUGCGUGAGCAGUUUGAAAAAAAGUGUUGCAAGUCCGACGACGAUCGAGUUGGUUAAGUUUCAAAGGGAAAUACUUAUUGGAGGUUGGAGUCUCGGUCUGAAGAGGAGCAAGGCUGACUGGCUGACUGCUCUUGUAAUUACGUAGUUGGAUUUGGAUGGGGUAUGUUUGUAGGACAAUGCUAGGAAGACCAUUAAUUUAAAUUAUAUUUUGAAAAUUAUUUGACAUGUGGAUUAUUAUUAAGUGUUGAUUAACGUGUUUAUUUUUUAUUAGUUAUA
Messenger RNA from Pyrus x bretschneideri (Chinese white pear), 2488 nucleotides. RefSeq names its product pentatricopeptide repeat-containing protein At5g39350. Bases 27 to 2054 code for a protein of 675 amino acids. Gene Ontology annotation, biological process: RNA modification. Gene Ontology annotation, molecular function: RNA binding; protein binding. Lineage: Eukaryota; Viridiplantae; Streptophyta; Magnoliopsida; Rosales; Rosaceae. The record is from RefSeq and is a predicted model, not a curated record. The transcript has a single exon.